Messenger RNA from Schistosoma curassoni, 1833 nucleotides. NCBI's taxonomy places the organism in Eukaryota, Metazoa, Platyhelminthes, Trematoda, Strigeidida, Schistosomatidae. The record is from the annotation of a GenBank genome assembly.
AUGUCACAUAGACGUGAAGCUGGUGCUAUUCCACCAUGGGUUAUUCCAGAAGAACAUAAACGUGAUUCAAUGAAAAGUGGAAUAGAUCAAAAUACAAAAUUAAAUGUUGAUAAUGAAGUAAAAGAAAUGAGUUAUUUAACUCAUCAAAAUGAUAAAUCAAAUGCAACUCCUAAUGGAUCAAUGAUAAAGUCUAAAAAGGAACAACUUUACAUAACCGGUGGACAAUUAGUAAAUAGCGAUCAUAUACAGUCUGCAAAUAUAUUGAUUGAAGAUGGAAAGAUUGUGUCAACUGGUACAAACAUUGAAGUUCAACCGGAUACGCCAACACUUGAUGCUACCGGAAUGUUAAUUAUGCCAGCUGGAAUUGAUAUGUCUACUUACUUAAUACAAGAUAUCCAUUCGAUUGAUACAGAAGAGUAUAUAAAUUUUACAAAAGAGGCCUUACUUGGUGGGACUACGACAAUUGUUGAUACUAUCAUAUGUCCAAAAGAUUCAUCAGCUGUUGAUCUUUUAAUAAAAUAUAAAAAUACUUUCAAAGAAACAAAAUUUUGGUGUGAUAUUGUCAUUCGUAUUGGUUUUAUGGAAAUUCAAGAGAAUCAUUUAAAUGAAAUAGAACAGUUAACUAAACAACAUGGAAUUAAUUCGUUUCUAUUUAUUGUUGAUCCAAUGGAAAUGGAUAAACCUUCUAAAGAUUCAUCAUACAUUACAAAUUUAUUAAAAGCUUUGGAUAAAUGUAAACAAACUGGUUCAAUUGCUGUUAUCAAAUGUGAUCUAAGAAAGUUAAAUUACGAUUGUUCAAGUGAUUAUUUGAAUAAACAAAAUGAUUUGGAAUUAAGAUCCAUUGAAAAAUGUAUUGUACUUGUUACAUCAACAAAUUGUCCGGUAAUUUUCUCUUCUAUCAAUGAAAUGAAUAUGAUUGAAAGAAUUUCUAAAGUAAGACGACAAAUUCCACCUAUUCACAUUACUGUAUGUUGUACAUCAAAUUCAUUAUUAUCGGAGAUAACACAUAGCCAACAAUUUGGAAAUGGAUUCUUACCAUUACUAACCAAUGGUGAUAUCAAAUUAAUUUCAAGUGAUCAGUCUAAUAUUGAUACAAAUGGAAAGUCUAAUAGCUUACAAACAAUUAGACAAAGAUUAAUAACAACAUGGAAAGCUGGUGUGCCAUCAGGAUGGUUAGAUGCUUCUACAUUUGUUAGUCUUACAUCAUCUAAUGCUGCAUAUUAUUUAGGUUUAUAUCCAAAUAAAGGAUGUUUAUAUCCAGGAUCAGAUGCUGAUUUAAUUUGUUGGCCAUAUGAUAAUAUAAUUAAUUGUACUAUUCAACAUCCAUCUUUAGUUAUUCAUCAUGGGAAAUUAAUAGUAUACAAUGGUAAUCUUAUAGAAGAUAUAAGUAAUAAUAAUAGCGAUUUAAAGAUUAUACCAUGUAAUCAUCUGAAUGAAAUUCAAUCAAAUCAACCACUUGGAAUGUUACAAACCGGGAAAUUAUUUCCUUCUACUAUUUAUGAUCUGGUUAAUGCAUUUGAAAGAUUACGUAAAACAAAUCAAAUGCCUGUUAUUCGUGAACCUUGGACAAUGAAUAAUUUAAGUGGAGAAUUAACAACAAUUUCAAAAAUAACAAACCAUCAUGAUAAUAAUAAUAAUGGUAGUGAACAAACGAAAGAUGGAAAUCCUCAAAAUUUAAUGACAACGCCAAUCAACAUACGUACAAUACGUGGUAAUCGAGAUUUACAUGCUUCAGGAUUUUCAUUAAGUGGAGCUCAAGUUGACGAUGACCGACCAAUAAGAUCAACAAUUCGUACACAACAACAAAGUGAAACAAGAAAUCCAUUGUGGUAA